AUGAGGUUCGAAACGACGCUCCUUGCGGUCAUCCUUUCGUUGGCGUCCAUGCUGGCGGUGAUCUUGGGCCAGCCCGCUACAAACGAUGACCCCGAGCCGGAACCGAUCGUAUGUUCCGAUCCGAAUGAAGUUUACGACGAUUGUGGUCCUAUUUGUGGUGAUCGUACCUGUGCCAACCAGCGUAAGAAUGACGUGGCUUGCAUGCGAUCCUGCAUGGAAGGGUGCUUCUGCAAAGGGGGUUACGUGCGCAACAAGUCAAGGAAGUGCAUUCCGUCCUACAUGUGCUCCGCAUCGGGCUAG
This is a messenger RNA of Anopheles marshallii, 300 nucleotides long. RefSeq names its product chymotrypsin-elastase inhibitor ixodidin-like. The transcript is spliced from 2 exons. NCBI's taxonomy places the organism in Eukaryota, Metazoa, Arthropoda, Insecta, Diptera, Culicidae. The record is from RefSeq and is a predicted model, not a curated record. Bases 1 to 300 code for a protein of 99 amino acids.